AUGUUUUCCAAUGUCUCUAAAAUAAAUGGUGUGAAAAGAUUAAGAUCUUUGAAAAAAAACAUAAAUGAUAACUUAUCUGGAACAAAAAAGAACAAGAAAUUAAGUUCAAAAACAGCAAAAUAUAUAAAUUAUUAUUUUUGCAAAAAAAAAAAAGCUGAUGAUAAAAUAGCUUUUAAUAUAGAGAAAAAAAAAAAACUUGAAUAUACACCAUCCCUUUUUCAAGUUAUAUAUAAUAUCAAAGAUGACAAAUUUAUAAAUAUAAAAAAGUGUAACAUUUUAGAACUAAAUUCUGGGGAUAAAAAUGAAGAGAACAAAUUGAAUAUAAUAAAAAAUAAUAAAAUAAAUACAGAAUGUUUUAGUAAUGUUAGUAAUGCUAGUAAUGAAGAGGUACGAGAUUGUUUGGAUAAUAAAAUAAAUUUAAAUAAAACUGAUAAAAAUGAGAAAAUAUUAGCUAAAGAAAAUUAUAUAUAUAAUAAAAUUUUACAAAAAAAUGAUAUGAUAUCAAUACAACCAUGUAUAACUAUAAGAAAAGAUAAAAUGUUAAAAGAUUUGAAAAAUAUGGAUAUUAUAAAUAACAUUAUUGAUAUAAAAAAGAAUAAAGAUGUGUGCAACAUUUAUUUGAUUACAAGUUUAAUUAAUAUAUAUCAUGAAAAUAAUUAUAAUUAUUUAAUUUUAAAAAUAAUAAAAGACAUGAAAUAUAUUGUAAAUACAAUGAAUAAUAAAAUAGUAAGCUUAUUAUUAUUUAAUUUAUAUAAAUAUUAUAUAACAUGUUAUAUUAAAAAAAUAUAUGAAAAAGAUAACAUAAUAAAUUUAAGAUCCCAUUUUAACAUUUUCUACAUAAUAGAUCAUAAUUUAAAUAAUUUGUGUGAACAAACAUAUGAAUUUCUAAAUAUUAAUGUAAUAAAAAAUUUUCUUAUAUCUAUAUCUUAUGAUAUUGAAAAAAAUUUAUAUUGUGAAAAAGAUAUGUCUAUUUUAAGUAAAAUAAUUUUUGUCUAUUCUUUUUUUUUGGAUAAAAAUUAUAAAUUAUUUGAAUUAUUAAUUGGAAGAAUAUUCAAAAGUUUGAAAAUAAAAAAAGAGAAAAAUAAAAAUCUAAAUAAUUUGUUUAUUAUCCGAACCAAGAUCGAAAAUAUAUCUUUAAUAGCUUUAUCUUUUGAAAAAUUAAAUUUAUAUUCUUCAAAAUUUACUUUUUUACAUUCUUAUAUAAUUUUGAGAAAAAUAAAUAGAUUAAUAAAAUGUGGUGAAAAAUUAUUAUUAUUAAAUAAAAAAAAAAAAAUAUUAAAAAAAAAAAAUUUAAAGAAUAUAAAUUUAUUUCCUAUGCAUUCCCGUGAUAAGUUAGACACCAAAUUACCAUUAAUAAAUUUAAAAGAUAUAUUUAUUUAUUUAUAUAUUAUCAAUAAAAAUAAUAUAAAAAAUAAUCGUUUUAUAAUAUCUAUCUUAAAAUAUGCACAAAUAUUUUUUAAAGCCAAUUUUGAAAAUGAUAAAAAAAAUUAUAUUUAUUCAUAUUUUCAGAAUGUUGCUAAAAAAAAAAAACAAAUUAAUAACACAACAGGGUCUUUAAAUAUUUAUGACAAUUCGUUAAAAUAUUUUAGAGAUAAUUUAAACUUAACAAAUUUGAGAAAUAUUAAUAAAAAAUGUAAAAGUGUGAAUGGUUGUAAUAAUGAAAGGGUGAGCAUACUUGACAGUUACAAGUGCAUAGCAUUAAAAGGGGGUAAUAAUAAUAAUAAUAAAAAUAAAAACAAGAAUAAAAAUAAAAAAAUAAAUAAAAUGCUGGCUCUACAUUCAUUGUAUAUAAUUAACAAAAAUAGACAAAAAAAGUUAAAAACGUGUCACAAUCAUGGCGAUAAUAAUAAUGGCGAUAAUAAUAAUGGUGAUAAUAAUGGCGAUAACAAUUUUAUCAUUGAAAAGGUGGAUAUGGAAAAAAUACAAAAUGAUAAGGAUGAUAUAUUUCCAUUUUUAAUAACUACGAAAAAAUAUAUGAAUUAUUAUUUGGUAGAUUUAACAUGUAUGUGUAUUUUUUUAAAUUAUUUAAUUAAUUAUGAUUAUUUAUUUUUAACAAAAUUUGAAACAUUUAAUUGUUUAACAAAAUUAUAUAUAGAUUUAUUAAGAAAAACAAAUUUGAAGGAAAUUCAUUUUUUUUAUUUGUUCAGAAUAUUUGAAAUUAAUAGAAAAUUAAAUAUAUACAAUAAUUUUUUAACCAAAUUAUUAUAUUCAUCUAUAUAUUUUAAAUGUAAAAAAAUAAUAGAUAUGAACACAAAUAAAUAUGAUUAUAAUAAAACAAGAUAUGUAAAUAAUUUUAACAAUACAAAUUUGUUUUUUUCCAAAUUAUAUGAACAACAUACAUGUAAUUAUUUAGUUAAGAGCUAUAUAGAAUUAUUAAAAAGUAAAAAUAUAGAUAUAAAAUUAUUUAAUUGUAUUAAUAAAUGUUUAUCUAUUUUUUUGGAAAAUAAGACAAACUUAUCAACUAACUAUAUAACACUUUACAAAUGUUUAAAAUUAUUAUAUUUAAUAAAUGAAAAUGUAAUAUUAGGAAUGAGGAGAAGAGAUAUUUUUAAAGAUGAACAAAAUUAUAUAUUUUAUGUGAUUACAAAUUUAGAGAAUAUAAAAUGGGAUACACUAAAUAAUGAAUAUGUACUAAAAUAUUUUAAAUAUAUAAAUAAUUUAACCAAAAAUAAGAAAAAAAAAAAAAUAUAUAAUUUAAAUUUUUGUAAAAAAAAUUGGAUAAAGAUUGAAAAAAUAAAUCAAAAAUUAUGUCUCACAAUAAAUAAAAGAAUAUGUAAUUUAAAUUUGAUCGAAAUAAUCAAAUUAUAUUUAUAUAGUAAUUAUAAUUUUGGGAAAAAAAAAAUUAAUUUAGAUAAUUUAUUUAAAAAUAUAUUACAAUAUAGUAAUAUUAUUAAUGAACAAAUUCAAGAUGAAUAUUUUUUUAUCUCUAUUUUUAAAAUAACAAUCUUUAAAAUAUGUCUAAAUUUUCAAGAAUAUAAAAAUAAAAACAAACUUGUAGAUAAUAUAAAUAAAUAUCCAGAUUGGACACUUAUUUUAAAUUUGCUAAUAUUGAUAAAAAAACAAAUCAAAAAUAAUGUUAAUCAAAUAAAAAAAAAAAACAUUUAUUUAAUGUUAACGCAAUUAUUUUUUUGCUUAAGCCUUAUUUUUAAACAAAAUAUAUGGGUGUAUAAAAAUUGGAGAAAAAUUAAUUUGUGUGCAAAAAAUUGGAGAAAAAUAAAUUUGUGUGCAAAAAAUUGGAGAAAAAUAUCUAAAGCAAAUAACAUAGAAAUAGUGGAAAAUUUAUAUGAGAUAAUAAAUAUAAUUUUUAAAAAAGGGUGGGUUUGUAAUAAUGAUGAUAAAAAUUUUCUUAUAUAUAUAUAUCUCUUAUAUUUUAAUAGAAUGAUAAUAAAAAAAAAAGAAAUAAAAAUUAAAUUUUUUAAAAAAAAAGAAGGCAAAGAAUUUUUACAAAUAACACAAAAUUAUAUAAAUGAAAUGAAUAAAAUAUUAAAUAGCCCUUUAGUUAAUUCAAAUAUAGCAUAUACAAAUUCAUUAUUAUUAUUUUUUUUAUUUAAAUAUAAGAUAUUUUUAAUAAAUUAUAAAAAUCGAAAAAAUAAAAAUAAAAUGUGUCUCUCUAUUAACAAUUCAAUAUUAUAUCGUAAUUUAUUAAAUUAUAAAAAUGAUUAUAAGUUAUUUCAAAUCUUAUUUUUUACAAUAAUUUACAAUUAUAAUAUUUUAAAUAAUUAUAAUUUUACUUUUAUUUAUACACCUUGGAAUUAUUUAUAUAAUAAUUCUAUUCUAGAGACACAACAACAUUCUACAUUCUCUUUAGAAAAUAAAUAUUUAAGAAACAAUUUUUAUGACACAAUUCCAAACAAAAAAUAUACAUUAUAUUAUAAUUUAAAUGAUUGGAAUAACUUAGCAACUAUUUUGCAAAAAAAUUAUAGAUCCACAAAUAUUUUAUACCUUUUUAUUUGCCGUAAAAAAGAAAUUGAGCAUUCUCUUAAGUUGGCAUCAUUUCGCGCAUCCAAUUUGGGUCCCCCAUUUUGUAGGCUCUGA
Messenger RNA from Plasmodium yoelii, 4035 nucleotides. RefSeq names its product conserved Plasmodium protein, unknown function. The transcript has a single exon. The coding region runs from base 1 to 4035 and encodes 1344 amino acids. Lineage: Eukaryota; Apicomplexa; Aconoidasida; Haemosporida; Plasmodiidae. The record is from RefSeq and is a predicted model, not a curated record.